Hyla sarda is the source of this 2886-nucleotide messenger RNA. RefSeq lists its product as uncharacterized. Gene Ontology annotation, molecular function: ATP binding; microtubule motor activity; microtubule binding. The record is from RefSeq and is a predicted model, not a curated record. Bases 161 to 2440 code for a protein of 759 amino acids. Gene Ontology annotation, biological process: microtubule-based movement. The transcript is spliced from 14 exons. NCBI's taxonomy places the organism in Eukaryota, Metazoa, Chordata, Amphibia, Anura, Hylidae.
GUAGUCUCGGUCAUUAUUAUACAAUGCUAUGGAUUAUAAAACAACUCUACAAAGUGUCUGCUGUAUAUGCUGAUAAAUAUCUACAAGCAAGACCUGCAGAAUACUUCAUGAAUAAAUAAGAUUUUAGUGUAAAACUUUGCUAUUGAAACGUAAAUCCAUAAUGGGCACAGGAGCUUCCAAAACCCAUUCAGCAAACAAGGAAAAUGUAGGCGAUAAUGAGGAAAGAGCAACUGUGAUUCAGAAUGGUUCAGCAUCCACUCUGCCUGAUAAUACUUCCAUUAGACAGCAAAUUGUACAGUCAAGACCAGAGGAUGAAGAAAUAGCAGAUGACAUUGAGAAAAUGGUUCAAAUUACACAGGGACAUCAAGGGAGUGAAAAGACAAAUCUCCAGACUGGAACACAGAUUCCUCUGGAAACAGAAGAUGUCUCUGUGACGUUUGAAAGCUUCCAUCACCAGAAUGGAACUCUCUAUACAUGUUUUACUCAGAAUGGCAUCAGAAUGUAUUUUGAUGAUGAAAAGGGGAUUGUUCCAUUUCCACCAGAACUUUACAGCCAAGGAAAGUUCCUUGAUAGUCAUGAUGAGUUAAGCAGCGUACAUUAUGAUAUCAUACAGGAUCGUAAUGACUCCUCAAGCACUUUGGAAAAUGAUCGCACAAAUUCUAUUAACAUACCUGGAAAAGGAACGGUCAUGACGUACAUAUUUGAGGAAAGGAUAAAUGUCUGCAAAUACUAUGACAAUGACUCUGAUGCAUGGCUUAUUUUACCACUGCUGUGGGAAAUGAAUGUGGACUUUAUUCUUCAUCGUGUACAGCAAGUAAAGGAAGCCCUUCCUGCCAUCACAGAUUUUAAGGAAAUCCUGGCUGCUCUUCGGCUAUGUAAUUAUGAUCCGGAUGAAGUCAUUUCAAUGUUUUUUGCUAUGUUUGGGGACAGCCUUCAAAGUAAUAUAAAUGGACAGCAAAAUUUUGAACCAAUAGCUCUUCAACGUGAAAUUUCCAAAAAAGACAAAAAAAUUGAAGACUUAAGCAAGCAAUUGCAGAAAAGGGAUGGUGAACUAGAAACAUUGCGCUUGAAAUGCAAAUAUUUAGAAGAAGAAAAGAGUCAUCUUGUUCAACAAUCAGAGAGCUUAUAUGAGAAAGUGGCAGAAUUACAAAGCGAACAGGAAAAAUAUCUAUUAAAUACACAGAUCACUGAUAAAUUACAAAAUUGCUUAUCUUUAAAAAAAGACUCACUAAUAAAAAUGUUAAGAGAAGCCCAUGAGCUCAGCAUCAGUAAUGACAAGCUAAGAGUCCUUGCAUCAAGUGGUCUGGCGGAGAUCGGCCUGAGCAUAGAGCAUCUACAGAGCAUGGUAAUAAACUUGCGCAGCUCCGCCAAAGAAAUAGAAGAGAUUCGUUUUCUCUACCAACGGGAGUCCAUGGAGAGGAGGUUACUGUAUAAUCAGCUUCAAGAACUAAGAGGCAAUAUCCGGGUAUUUUGUCGAUGCAGACUAGAUGACAGAAAGGGAGAACACUUAGAAUUCCUGGCAAAUGAAGAACUUGUAGUGAACUGCAAUGGGGCCAAGAAGCGGUUUAGAUAUGACCAGGUCUUUCUGCCACAGUGCACUCAGGAGGAAGUGUUUGAAGAAACUUUACCUAUUAUCAGAUCCUGUGUGGAUGGAUACAAUGUUUGCAUUCUGGCUUAUGGACAGACAGGAUCAGGAAAGACCUAUACCAUGAUGGGAACUGACCAAAAACCGGGCGUUAAUAUCAGGUCGAUUAGAGAACUCCUGCGCAUAUGUAACGAAAAACGAAGGGUUAAAUAUGUCAUAAGGAUUUCAAUGCUGGAGAUAUACAAUGAAGGUGUGUAUGAUCUUCUCUCUCAAAAUGGAAACAAACAGCUUGAGAUCAGGUCACAGGGAAAAGUGGUAACUCUGCCUGGAUUAACAGAAAUGGAAGUUGGGAAUGAAGAUGAUAUUAAAAAGAUAAUCUCAUUUGGUGGGAAGAAUAGAACAGUGGCAUCUACCAAAAUGAACACCGAAAGCUCCCGCUCUCAUCUCAUUGUGAUGUUUACACUAAAUGGAAUAGACACCAUCUCAGGGGUUGCAUCUAGCUCUACACUUACACUGUGUGACCUGGCUGGAUCCGAACGUAUAUCCAAGACAGAGGCUACAGGCCAGCGUCUGGUGGAGGCUGCUGCCAUUAACAAGUCUCUCACAGCAUUGGGACAGGUAUUUACAGCAUUAAAGACCAACUCACUCCAUGUACCUUACAGGAAUUCUAAACUUACCCAUCUCUUGCAACCCUCACUCAGCGGGCAAGCAAAGGCAUGCGUUUUUGUGAACAUUAGUCCUGAUGUAAAAGACAUAGGAGAAACCCUGAGUUCACUUCAAUUUGGUUCUUCCAUCCAACAAAUAGCCCUUGGCAAGCCCACUCCCCAAUCUUCAAACAUUAAACUCGGUCACUAAAGGCGUAAAUGCAAAGAAACUAACAUAAUUACAUGGUUUUUCCAGUAGAUCUUUAGAAUUAAAUUGAUCAUAAAAAAUUGCUUACCAUUAUCUCUUCCCAUUUAGCUAUUUUCAGGAUGAAGUGGUAUCUGCAGCAUAAACCAGUUACCAUCAGGAAUAAUGUGUAUAAUUUAAUAUUAUGACCAGUAUCCCCAAGCCUUCCAGAAAUAGCGACAUAGGCGUAUGUAACUGUAAUGGUUUUAAAGACUUGUGGUUGUGCCUGUCACCUAAUCUCAUAAGGAUUUACAGGGACAAUAAAUCCAUAACCAGCCAAGAAACCUGUUAACCUAGCAUUGCUUGGGCUAGUAUAAUGUGCUAAUGAAUGGGAGAUGAUUAAAUCAUAGCAACCCAGGGCAUAACCUUUUGUUACAUUCCUGACACAUUGGAAAAUUAGAGUCAAUUCUUGC